AUACCUCCUUCGGAAGUCGCUACGCCAUCUCUUUCCUCUCUAGAACCCACCCUCUUCCAUGCCACAGCGACCGCCACCGCCAAUUAGACACCCCACCCUAUAUCCUUGUUGCAACACUCACUAUUCAACUCCACUCCCUGUACUCACGUAACCAAAAUUAAGGAAAAUGUCGUCGGAGCCGUCUUCACCGACCAACUUCUCCUCCAUAGCACCACUCCUCCGCAAUCGCCAGUCGCUCCCCUCCCACUCCUCUCCUCUGGCUAUCAUCCUGUCACGCAUCGUCUCCUCCCAGCGCCGCGGCGGUGCUUCUAUGCUGGUACGGGAGACAGCAGCUCGUGAGCUCGAGGAGCGCCGCGCCGACUUGGGAUACUCCAAGCCUGUCGUCGCGCUCGAUAUGAUGUGGAACUUGGCCUUUGUGAUUGUGUCGAUUGUAAUGCUGAUUUGCACGGGUGAUGAGAACCCUAAUGUGCCCAUUAGGGUUUGGGUUUGUGUAUAUGCUUUACAAUGUCUAGUCCACGUGUUUCUCGUUUGGAUUGAGUAUAAGAAUCGGAAUUCGAGGCGGAGGAGAAAUGGGAACGGGGGGCCAGAGGCGGAUAAUGAUUUUGAGAAUCAGGAGGACGAGAGAAACAGGAUUUCAAAUAGCUACAGUAUUGCAAAACGUUGUGAAUCAAUGAACACAAUGGUGUCGUUUAUCUGGUGGAUAGUUGGCUUUUACUGGGUUGUCUCUGGUGGUGAAAUUCUUUUAAGAAGUGCACCACGUCUCUACUGGUUAAGCGUGGUAUUUUUGGCAUUCGAUGUGUUCUUUGCUGUGUUUUGUGUCGUUUUGGCAUGUCUGAUAGGAAUAGCUCUCUGCUGCUGCUUGCCUUGUAUCAUCGCGAUUCUUUAUGCCAUUGCAGGCCAGGAAGGUGCAUCAGAGGCAGAUCUGAGCAUCCUUCCCAAAUAUAGAUUUCAGAUCUCCAAGGAUGAGGACAAGCAAGGAACUGGUGGGGGCAGAAUGGUUCCUAUUGAUACAAGCCAUGGGUACAUGGCAGAAGAGCGAAUACUUCUACCUGAAGAUGCUGAAUGCUGUAUAUGCCUUUGUGCAUAUGAGGAUGCCACUGAGCUCCAUUCUCUUCCUUGCAAUCAUCACUUUCAUUCAACAUGUAUCGUGAAAUGGCUUAAGAUGAAUGCAACAUGUCCGCUUUGCAAAUACGACAUCCUCAAGGGAAACGACCAAGUUUAAACAAAGAGAAGAAAACCUAUAUAUCCGCUUGUCUCAUCUAGAGGCACUGUGGAAUCUGGGCUGGAAAUGUACAUACAUAUAUAUACAUGUGGGAAUAAGAUGGCUUAGCUUCCUUGUACAUUUUCCUAUUACAUGCUUUUCAUACUUUGAAGGUCUUCAGCCUUUGUGAUUCUUUUUUGUUUCCAUUUGUUUUAUAGUUGGUUAGAGUUAAAAAUGGUGAUUGAACGUAAUAUAAGCAUACAGGUUGUGCUGAUAUAAUAUUUAUGAUUUUUAUAGUUUA
Olea europaea var. sylvestris is the source of this 1502-nucleotide messenger RNA. RefSeq names its product E3 ubiquitin protein ligase RIE1-like. The coding region runs from base 167 to 1222 and encodes 351 amino acids. NCBI's taxonomy places the organism in Eukaryota, Viridiplantae, Streptophyta, Magnoliopsida, Lamiales, Oleaceae. The record is from RefSeq and is a predicted model, not a curated record. The transcript has 5 exons.